AUGUACAUCGCUGUGCAGCUGGGGACGGCGCAGGCGUACGCAGCGCUGCCCGCCCAAGAGCUCCACCAAGAACUGCCCCUGCCAUUUGCCCCCGAGCUCCACGGGGAGUCGCCGGAAGUACAGGCCGAGUCGGACGAAGCGGCACCCAAGCUGCCGAGCACAGAGGAUGCGGAGGCUGGAAAGAGCUCUGAGACGAAGCUGGACGAAGUUGUCUUCAAGAUGCCGAGCGAUAAAGUCGUUCUCUUACAGCUGAACGGCAACCACGUGCGGCUACUCGUGGACGGGGACCUACAGCUGGAGCAGGUGAAGCUCUUUGAGAUCGAUGUGGCGCAACGCCGGUACCAGGCCGACUCCUGGCAGGGGAAGUUCCAGGAUGAGGAAGACGUGCCGAAGAUCCAGGAGCAGGCGGAAAGGCUCUUCGACCGAGCUGCCAAAGCAUUGCUCAAGCUGCCGGCAGGGAGCUCGGUACAG
Messenger RNA from Effrenium voratum, 471 nucleotides. NCBI's taxonomy places the organism in Eukaryota, Dinophyceae, Suessiales, Symbiodiniaceae. The record is from the annotation of a GenBank genome assembly.